Messenger RNA from Toxorhynchites rutilus septentrionalis, 1826 nucleotides. Its product is annotated as zinc finger protein 236-like. Gene Ontology annotation, cellular component: nucleus. The transcript has 3 exons. The coding region runs from base 79 to 1665 and encodes 528 amino acids. The record is from RefSeq and is a predicted model, not a curated record. Lineage: Eukaryota; Metazoa; Arthropoda; Insecta; Diptera; Culicidae. Gene Ontology annotation, molecular function: zinc ion binding.
AUAUAGCAUUUCCAUUCGGAUUCAGAUUGUGCUACGUUCCGAAUAUUUGUUCUGCAAGGGAAGAAAUUGUUCGCGAAAAUGGAGACUCAUUUCUCUAGUUGUGUCUCCGAUAAAAACAUUACACCAACUGGUCCCAACAUCUGUCGGAUUUGUCUCCAGAAUGGAGGCCCUGUUGGAAUCGAUGGAGAUAAUACUAAAGAAAUGGAAUCGAUCUUGACCACGAUCGGUGAAUAUGAAGAUAGAAGUUUGUACAGCAUCAUGAUGACUAUAUGUGCUCCUCUCGGAUAUAAUGCGGUACCGGAAGAUAUGCCGGAUAGAAUUUGCCGUAGUUGUAAGUGGCGUUUGCUGUCAGCAUAUGAACUGUACGAGAUUUGUCUGCGAAGUGACGAGAAAAUACGGGAGAUAAUGGAGUCGAAAAAAGAGCUACCAUUCCAGCGGAAUACCGACCAAAUUUCUGUUAAAGAAGAAAUGAUAGAUCCUGAUGAUCAGGAUUAUAAUAAUGGUGAUACCGGUGGAUUGGAGAAUUCAUUGUACAUGAUGCGGGAAGAUUAUUGCCCAACAACAGAAAGCACUCAGAUUAGCGACAAUCCAGCCGAUCUGCUAGAGGAAAUGCAAAUGAUUGUAGAUCCGAAUGAAACUUUGUUCGAGGCAAAUUACAAAUUCGAUAAUAAUGGAAGCCAUUGCUGUCGUAUAUGUGGUCAAGAGUUCAUCUACAAAAGCCAGUGUCGUUUCCAUAUUAUUGUCAAGCAUGAUCCUACGAAACCUUUCAAAUGCGACGUUUGUCACUACACCCUAACGACGGAACUCCAAUUAAAUCGUCACAAAACAAUGACUCACGGCGAGGAGGGAAUACUUAAUCCAGUCAUCAAGGAAAAAACAGACGAAUCCGUGGAUACCAUAUACACUUGCAAGAUUUGUCCCAAAAUAUUCACCUCGAUAGUUCGUUUCAAACGCCAUAGGAAUACACACAAUAGACCGUUUGGAUGCAAUAUCUGUUUGCAUCACUUCCCGAAUCGUGCACAGUUGAACAGACAUGUUAAGGUACACCAAAAGAAACCAGCGGGUGCGGAUGGAGGUAACCAGCAAAAUGAGUGGAAGUGUGAUUAUUGCGACGAAAAUCUGUCUAGCAAACGUAACCUUAUAAUGCACAUUCGUCGAUCUCAUCGGCAGGAGUUGCAGGAUGCGGCAAAGAAGAAAAACUCCUUCAAAUGCAUCAUUUGUCCAAAAGUGUUUGCGAGGGAAAAUGUUUUCAACAUUCACAUGAAGAUACAUGAGCUUCUGGAUCCCGAGAAGGACAAAGAACAGACAGGCAGUUGCAGUGUUGGUCCGAGCAAGAGCUCGUCGGGUGGCGUGCUCGGGAACAGUGCAGGUAGCGUGGAGAGAAGCGAUGAAGAUAUGACGAACCAGGCUCGUGAACACAUAGUCGGGCCAAACAAAAACGUCACGAACCAAGAGUGUGAACCGGUUCGACUCCAAGCGCAAGAUUGGGCUCAUUUCCCAAAAAGUAUCGAUCCGACGCCUCGAAAGAAACACCCAACGAGGAUGUGCAAAGUGUGUUAUAAACAUAAAAUACGAAGCGAAACAAAGUGGGAAUGUGCGACAUGUAAAGUAGCUUUACAUUUGCCAGAGUGUUUUAGGAGUUAUCACACCAUGGAGGAUUAUUGAGGUAUUUUCGUGUUAGAUAUUCGUUCAAGGUGUGGUAUUACACUGGCCACAAAACCACAUUUGGAAUAUUCGUGGGUUAUAUCUAUGAUACAACCGCAACGUUGACAUUGGUCUACCGCUGGCUUAGUAAUCAUUUAUUUAUAUUAAUUAAAGUGUUGCUU